Molecule: messenger RNA, 1891 nt
Organism: Cheilinus undulatus (humphead wrasse)
Lineage: Eukaryota; Metazoa; Chordata; Actinopteri; Labriformes; Labridae
Product: CD209 antigen-like protein E
Exons: 7
Coding region: 104-862 (252 amino acids)
Molecular function (GO): signaling receptor activity
Source: RefSeq, a predicted model, not a curated record
CUCAUAUUGUCUGAACUUGAGCCAGCUACAUUAGCUAAUACAGUUGUUCUAGUCCUGACUUGCUUUAGCUUCUCCAGAUCCAAAGGAAACCAGUGAGACCAAUAUGAAAAUGGAUACAAUGGAAUUUGAUGAUUACUCCAACAUUGCUUAUCAGGGAGGAAAGAAGCAACCAUCUCGGUGUGUAGCUCUGUGUCUUGGACUACUUUGUGCUCUUCUGUUGACUACCAACAUUUUACAGAUCAUCUACAUUACUCAGGCCUGCCAUCCCAUGUCAGCAGACCCAACUCAGGUCAACUACGAACAGGACCAGCUGGACAGAGGCUGUGAGUCCAGACUCGGUAACCUGUCAACAGGAAAAGAGGCACUGAAGAAACUUGGAGAGAUACAGACUCAGUACUUUAAUCUGACAUCACAAAACCGGGAGUUAGUCCAGCAGGUCAGGGAGUUGGUGGAGAUCAUUGAUAAGGAGAGAAAAAGCAAACCUUGUCCGACAGACUGGAUGAAGUUUGGUACAGGCUGUUACUCUGUUUUGAGUGUGAAGAAAAACUGGACUUCAAGUAGACGAGACUGCCUCAACCAGGGAGCUGAUCUGACCAUCAUAAACAGCAGCCAGGAACAGAUGUUCGUCAACACGCUGCUGCAAACUGGCGUGCAUGCCUGGAUCGGUCUGACUGACAGUCUUACAGAGGGCACUUGGACGUGGGUGGAUGGGAGCCUGGUCACAGUGACAUACUGGCUUGAAGGGCAACCCAACAGCCACGGAGGGAACCAGGAUUGUGGAGAAAUAGUGCAGUCCAGAGAAGUGGGAGCGUGGAACGAUGAAAACUGUUUGAGUGAACAUGUCGGGAUCUGUGAAAAAUAAGAUUGUUGUAAUUCUCAGUUAAUUAUUCUGUGAACACUUAAUUGCUGUUUUUAAUUUUAUUCAACCUUAUUGAGAACAUGUGCAAAACUCAAAAGUCAUGGCAGCACCUCAAAGUCUGAUGUCCUGCCAGGGCUCAGAAUGUGAUUCUUCAUUAGAAGUCACUUGGACCCAUUUUGUAAAACCAUUAGAGUCCAUAAUUAUUAUUUCUUUUUUAUUUCUUUUUUUCAAAAGGGGUAUUUUUUAAUGAUUUCCACUUUUUUAGGCUGAAUCUCUCCUUCUGAGUGACUCAAACCCACGUUGUAUAGAUGUAGGAAAGUCCUUCUAAAAAGACACACCUAUAUCUUUUGCACAUAACUGAAUGGCACUGGCAGUGACUGCCAAAUUUUGAUGCCUUGCCAUUAAACAGGAAGUGUACUUUUAUUAAAACAUUCAGGGCCCAAACUGCCUCAAAGUGUACUUGCUUGAUUAAAGAUGACUUCAGAAAAUAUCUAAAUGCAAUCAUUUGUCAUGGCCUUCUUUCCUGUAAUCUAUGCUCGUUUUCAUCCCCUGUGUUUGUGUCCUAGUGUUCUUCCUGCUCUUGUGUUUUUCUCCACAGUGAUUGCACUCAUUGGCCUUCAUUUAUCACACUGGCGUAAAAACCAGCGUAGAUUUGGGUAUCUGUUUGUUCAUUUAUUUCUCAUGUUUCAUGUCUUGCAUUUCCUGUUUUAUUUUGAAGAUCACUUACCCCUGUCUCUGUUUCAGGAUGGUGUCCUGUCCCUUCCCCCCAUCAUGUGCGCACCUGCUCCUGAUUGUGCCUUCCCUCACCUGUGUCCAAUCACUCCCCCUUACCUCGUGUAUUUUACCUCUUGUCUCACUCUGUCUGUCCAGUUCGUUGAACAUUAUUGUCACGUUCCAGCAUUUCUACUUAGUUUCAUAGUCUCGUAAUUCUGACCCUGUUAACGUUUUUGACCCCGCCUUUUGCCUCACGUCUUGGAUACCACUGCCUUGUCUGACGGCCAACCUGUGUACCGAACCCUGAUUGUGAUUAAA